AUGUCUUGGUUCAGUUUGCCGAAUCUGCACAUAUUUACAGGAUUAUUGACAGUGGCCACUGUAUGCGGUGGGUUUUCUGGAAUCAUAGCGGCAGCCCUUCUGUAUGUGUUUUGCCUGAAGCCUAUGCUUCCAACUCGACAAGUAAGUUAGUAAAGGUGAUUAUUAUUAGUUUGUGUUAUAACACGGUGGUUGAAAUGGCCAAAUACUGCAUGACUGCACUGAGAAUAAUAACAGCAAUAUUCAAUAACAGUGCAGUCAUAUAAGCGCACUAUUUGGCAAGCAUCCACAUAAUAUUAACACUAUUUCAACCAAUGCGUUGUAACUGUUUAACAACUUAAAGUCUGUAGUAGUCCUUUUGAAUACACCCCAUAUUCAUAUAACCGAUGCACUGAUAGUUGAACAGCCCUAACUAUCUUCCUUUUGUUUCCACAAGGGCUAUGAUGCCAGAAGACUGUUUGAGGGAGACGACCAGGAUAGGGAGAAUAACCAAAGUGACUGUGUCAGCAACAGAAAGAAGGGCGUCCAAAGUGCCACUACCAAUGAAAAAGUAAAUAUUAUGUAUUUUAGUUAUAGAUAUAGAAUAUUUUAGCACUAUAAAUGUGCUCUAGUGUGAUAGAUAUAUUGCAAGGUAGGGACAGUGUUGUGUUGUGUUCAUCACUGAUUGUCUAGUACAGUAUCCAUGAUUCGUAUCAUUGAUUGGACAGUCUAUUUUGUGAUGCUGCAUGUUGAGAUAAACGCCAGCUUCAACUGAGAACAAGUGGUUGUUGUUUAAAAAAACAAACAUAACAUACAGUAUGUGUAAAUAAAAGCUGAUUUGGCUUUCAUUAACAUUCACCCAAUUUUCCAUAACAAUUCACUGUGUUUAUUCAUUUACCAGGAAAAGAAGCAGCCACCCAUGAACAGCGAUGUGGCUGCUUUUGCAUCACGGGCCCAUCAACCAGAAAUACAGAGUAAGAUCCUUUUUCUGUUUAUAUUACAGACUUCAUACCACAGAAGCUUUAAAAUGUUCUAACCAAAUCUAUCCAGAUUGGAACCCUAAUUGGAAUGUAAUUUUGCCUUCAUUCCAAGAGCAUGGGAUGGGGUUAAAGGGAUAGUUCAGCACAAAUACAUAUUUCAAUAUUUCUUCCCUUCCCUUGAAAGCAGUCUAUGGCGGAACUUUCCAUUUAAAGACCACAUUUUAGGACUGAAAACAUCUGGCAAACUUUGACUUUGAUGUGAACUGUCCCUUUAAUGUCAAUUCCCAACGACAGCCCUUAGCGGAUGGAGCCUCCAACCCAUCGCUGCACAAGCACUACAAGCUUCCUGUCCUCCCCAAUGGAGAGUCCUCGACGGACUCUAUCGGAGAGUCACUGAGCCAGGACCAGGACAAUGCUGACAGCAGCCAGUUCAUCUCCUCGCUGGUCCCCAAGAGCCUCUAGAACGAGAGUUUCAUCCGGGUGGCCCAGUACCCGCACAUGCUCUCUCAGACAGGGUGAGCUGAUGUGGGAUAGAUAUUCAGUUAAAGGGAUAGUUCAGAGAAAUUACAUAUUAAGAUGUGUGUUUCCUUGCCUUGAAAUCAGUCUACACUCUUAGAAAAAAGGGAUCCAAAAAGGUUAUUCGGCUAUCCACAUGGGAUAACUCUUUUGGGUUCCAUGUAGAUCCCUCUGUUGAAAGGGUUCUACAUUGAACCCAAAAGGGUUCUACCUGGAACCCAAAAGGGUUCUACAAAGGUUUCUCCCUUGGGGUGUAUACGAGUGUAUAGACAAUCCUCACUUUAAUUUAGAUAAACUAUCCCUUGGACUGGAUCAUCAAAGUUGUAGCUGUGUAUGAUGAUGUCAUAUUUCUGAGUGCCUUUAAUGCAUUCUACUGUAAAUACAAGCUGUGUUUCUAGUGUAGCUGUUCUCAUUGUAGUUUUGAGGGCAGGAUCAGCCUGUACUGUCUGGCUCUGCAGGACGUGCAGCAACACUGUUCACAGGUCCUGGAGGAGAAAUGUGUGGUGGGUGACCUCUUUCUUUCAUCACACACUAGCAAACCAUUCAUAAUGCCAACUGUUCAUAAUACCACUGGUCUGUUGUGAUAAAGCUCUUAAAAGAAAAGGAGAAAAAAAACGUGAAUGGACUACCUACAUGUGUAUUUAUCCUACUGUUUUUACCAAACUAAGCCAAAUGUUCAUAAUGCACUAUGAAUGCACUUAUAGUGCCUAUUAUCUCCCCAUAUAGCAUUAUAAGACUUGAAAUAAGUGCAUUUCUAUCGAUAAUACGACGACAGUACUAGUUUGCUAUGUAAUGUUGUGUCAAAUGUUGGUGGGUCAAAAUCUCAAGAAGAUAUCUCCCUUACUUCGCCUGUUUCCUUGCUGUAGCUCUUUUCCAAAUUCUCAGAAUUAUACUCAGCGGUCGGUUUCCCAAGGAUAAAAAGGAUUCCGAGUUUUACAUCAAUGUUCUUCUCCUGCAGGAAAAGGUAGGAAGAAAUCUCUCAAAAUCCUGAUAUAUGCAUACAUUCUGAAGUUAGGAUUGGCUCUUUAGUGAUAUUUCUCUAUCUCUUGUCAUUGUAGGAACUGGAUGCAUUGAAGAAAGAACUGUCAGCCAGCCUAUUUGCCUUUGAGAGAAACACAGAUCUAAGUUCAGACGCUUGUACCCUGGAGGAGACCGAAAGAACCCAGAAAGACCUAUUGGAGCAUGGCCUUCAAAUGGUACCCAAGUAGACUAGCACAAUCAAACCUUUCAACCCGCAUAGUAUGUCAUUCACAUUAUAGAAAUUGAAUCGCCAAAUCUGAACCAUAUUAUCUGCUCAGGCAAAGUAAGAUAUCAUUUCAAUGACAAUGCAAUUGCCAUUUUGAGGGAGGUGGGGGGGGGGGGGGGGGGGGGGGGGGGGAUUACGUUUAUGGGGAAACAUAAAGAUAUAUUGACGUUUGUGGGGAAACUUUAAGUAAUGUAUGUGUCUCUCUAUAGACAAAGGGCUUUAGCAAACAGGUGGAGGCCUUCUGCCAGAGCCUCCUGGGCAGGUCCAGUAUUCUCCCCAGGAUGUUAUCCACACCCUCAUCCACUGUCUCCUAUUGGUGGAAAACCAGUUGAAUGAGACUCAGGCCACAGACAUGAAGGUGAGAUACUGUAAGAAUGAGGCAAAAUAAGGGAGAAACAUAAUCUCUACUCAAUACAUUUCUAUCUGGACGUUCUGUAACAUUGCAGUCUUCUGAACAUGCCCCAGCUUUCACGCAUCAUGGGUCGUAUUCAUUAGGUACCAAACGGAAGGAAAUGGACUGAAACAGGGAGGUACUACCAUGGACAGUUUUUAAUACUGUAUUUCUGUUUGUUUGACCUGCUCUAGGUAUGGCAUACACUUAUCCAGUAUUUUAGGCUUCUCAGAUCUAGCUACACAAGUCAAAUCAAAUUCAAUCAAAUGUAUUCAUAAAGUCCUUUUUACAUCAGCAGUUGUCAGAAAGUGCUUAUACAGUAACCCGAACUAGACCCCAAAGACUUGGCAAAAACAAAAGCAAUGCCAAGGGGGUAAGGGUUGUUUCUAGAUCCAUAUCUCCCACCGGCUCUCUCAGAGGACCCAGGAGAAGCUGCUGUGGUGGGAGGAGCUGAGGGGUGUGCUGCGGGCCAAGCUGGCCCUGCUCCGGCAGGAGGCGUCCCUCAGACAGGGCCUAUUGGGCCAGGUCCUGGAGCAGCUGACCAGUGACGGACACCUGACCUUCACCACCAUGGAGAAGACACUGGUCGAGCUGCAACCUUCCCUGACCGAGGGGCUCCAGCACUGCAGUGAAGGUGACUCAUGACACAGACACAGAUGCAUGCACGCAGGAGCAUGCACAUACACAGAUGCAAAUGCACAUACACACACACACACGCACCCAGGUACACACACACACACACACAUGUUCUUAGUUAAUCUAUAAGGGCACUGCUAAGCGGGGGAUUCCUGACACAUAUUAUUGUUCCCGUGGGCCACCAGCUCCAAAUAGCCAACUGGUGUGUGUUUUUAACAAAAGAGUGACCUCCUUGAAUUCACUAUCAGGUCAAAUAUUGGCCAGUAGAUUAGCAUUCUAGUUCAUGUGAAAUCAGUACUGAGAGGGUAGAAUUUGGAAUAUGGCGUCAUAAUGACGUCUUUGCAACCAGUUAUGCCCACUGGGAAGUUGUGUAAUUCUGUAAUACCCUGCUGGACGUCCCUCCUGAGGAAUAUGGUGGCAAUCUUUCAGUAUUAUGUGGCCUAGUUUCUCAUCUUAAAUGAACUGGUUUCUUAAAAUACCCCUUCUCCAUUGCUAAAAAGAUUGAAUCAAAUAAAUGUAUAAAAGUCUCAAGUGAUUAGUCUUUGAGUGCACUAUUAUUGACCAAUGCAAACCACAAUAAAAUAUAAUUGUAUGGUUAUCCAGUUUUGAUAUAAUUCCAUUUGUAGUAAUGUAAUUUACUACUAACUAUAAAUGGUAAGCGCAUAAUGAUACACAGAAUAAUUAAGUGAAUUGUGUUAAACUGGUCAUAUUCUGUGCCAAAUCAGGAACUUAGUGAAGUUCCAUUGUAAUCAAAACUACAUAUAACUUCAUUUUGGAUACAGAAUGCAGGAUAAAGACCAAGGAGCUUGUGUAUGAAAAGUGCAAGAAGAUCGACUCCAAGAAGAAGAAGCUCUUGAGGACUCAAGCGAAGGAGAGAAGCCGUGUCCUGGAUUCUGCACAGACUCACAAUGACCCACAGGAAUUUGUGAAGGUCAAUAUCUCUCUUUUAGUAGGCUCAUUCGUUCCCUGUCAUGUGUCCAGUGCCACAGCAAUAGUAGUAGUAACGGUACUGCUAAACUACUUCUCACAUUGGUCUAUUCACUCACUUCAACAUAAAGUCUACUUUGGAUAAGUGCAAACUCUGUUUUAGUCUAUUAUAGUUAUCCAGUCUCAUUACAUUGCGUUGUUAAUUGCUCCUGAUAACUGCAUGCUCCUGUUUAACAGUUCAAUUCUCUUCUCCAGUUCUAUCAAGAGCUUCUUCUUAGACAGAAGAAGCAGAGCAGUGACUUGGAGCUGCAGCAGGAUGGUAGAGUGGCAGAGGCAGUGUGUGAUCUUUGGAGGGUAGGUUGUAAUUAAUGGUACACUACAUGACCAAAGGUAUGUGGACACCUGCUCGUCGAACAUCUAAUUCCAAAAUCAUGGGUAUUAAUAUGGAGUUGGUCUCCCUUUGCUGCUAUAACAGCCUCCACUCUUCUGAGAAGGCUUUCCACUAGAUGUUGGAUCAUUGCUGCUGGGACUUGCUUCCAUUCAGCCACAAGAGCAUUAGUGAGGUCAGGCACUGAUGUUAGUGAUUAGGCCUGGCUCGCAGUUGGCAUUCGAAUUCAUCCCAAAGGUGUUUGAUGGCGUUGAUGUCAGGGCUCUGUGCAGGCCGGUCAAGUUCUUCCACACCAAUCUCGACAAACCAUUUCUGUAUGGACCUCGCUUUGUGCACGGGGGCAUUGUCAUGCUGAAACAGGAAAGGACAUUCCCCAAACUGUUGCCACAAAGUUGGAAGCACAGAAUAAUCUAGAAUGUCAUUGUAUGCUGUAGCGUUAAGAUUUCCCUUCACUGGAACUAAGGGGCCUAACCCGAACCAUGAAAAACAGCCCCAGACCAUUAUUCCUCGUCCACCAAACUUUACAGUUGGCACUAUGCAUUGGGGCAGAUAGCGUUCUCCUGGCAUCCGCCAAACCCAGAUUCGUCCGUCGGACUGCCAGAUGGUGAAGCGCCAGAGAAUACAUUUCCACUGCUCCAGAGUCCAAUGGCGGUGAGCUUUACACCACUCCAGCCGACGCUUGGCAUUGCGCAUUGUGAUCUUAGGCUUGUGUGCGGCUGCUCGGCCAUGGAAACCCAUUUCAUGAAGCUCCCGACGAACAGUUCUUGUGCUGACGUUGCUUCCAGAGGCAGUUUGGAACUCGGUAGUGAGUGUUGCAACAGAGGACAGACGAUUUUUACGCGCUAUGCGCUUCAGCACUCGGCAGUCCCGUUCUGUGAGCUUGUGUGGCCUACCACUUCUCGGCUGAGCCGUUGUUGCUCCUAGACGUUUCCACUUCACAAUAACAGCUAUUACAGUUGACCUGGGCAGCUCUAGCAGGGCAGAAAUUUGAGGAACUGACUUGUUGGAAAGGUGGCAUCCUAUGACGGUGCUUCGUUGAACGUCACUGAGCUCUUCAGUAAGGCCAUUCUACUGCCAAUGUUUGUCUAUUUAGAUUGCAUGGCUGUGUGCUCGGUUUUAUACACCUGUCAGCAACGGGUGUGGCUGAAAUAGCAAAAUCUACUAAUUUGAAGGGGUGUCCACAUACUUUUGUAUAUAUAGUGUAUUUCGUGUACCACCCACCUAUUUAAAUAAAAAUAAAAUAAAAGAAUGCCAUUUAGCAGACGCUUUUAUCCAAAGCGACUUACAGUCAUGCGUGCAUACAUUUUUGUGUAUGGGUGGUCCCGGGGAUCGAACCCACUACCUUGGCGUUACAAGCGCCGUGCUCUACCAGUUGAGCCUAUUGUAUGUGUUUUGUAUUCUUUCCUUCAUUCUACCUGGUCAAAGAGACUGAGGAGUCUCCUGGUUUUUGUCUAUUGAUAUAUCCUAGCCAAUAGCCCUAAGCAAUCAGCAUUCACCUUGUAGCACUGGUCUUUCUAAUUUAUCAUGGUAUAUCACCCAUGCUUUUGUAUCUCCAGAGGCAUCAUGCCAGCUGGUCCAAGAGGUUGGGAGAGCUAGCCAAAGAUCUCUUCCUAACUGCUCUCCCUGCUCAGUCCCAGUUGUCCACAGACCAGAGUCAGAGGCUAUGGCUGGAUCAAGAUGGUGAACUGGUUGCACUGCUGCAGCAGGCAGAGGCCAAUACCAAAAGGCAACUGGAGGGCCUACGGGCUCAGCUGGAACAAGAUGGACAGGUAGGCAUACAGACUUAGAAAUAGAGCUGACUCGAUUUCUUAGUUAACCUGACAGACAUAAUCUCUAAUCAAUACAUUUCUAUCUGGACAUUAUGUAAUGUUGCAGUCUUCUGAACAGGCCCCAGGUUUCACUCAUCAUGGGUCAUAUUCAUUAGCUACCAAAUGGAAGAAAAUGGACUGAAACAGGGCGGGACUACCUGGACUUGUCCAAUAAGAACCACUUGUUUUUUGCUUUCCGUUAUAAAAAGUUGUGCUACGGUGUGCCUUAAUGAAUACACCCCUGUUUUUAAUACUGUAUUUCUGUUUGUUUGACCCGCUCUAGGUAUGGUGUGAAGAGGCGGUCCUGGUCCUGGCCUGCCUCAGACACCUAGGUGAACAGCAGUUAAAGAUCCUCAGAGGCAUGGUGGUCAGACAGAGCUACGUGCUGAACAGGUGAACAAGGGAGACACAUCAAUCCAUGCUUUUGCCUGGCAGAUGUGCCAAAGUGUAUAAUAGAAUAUUCAUCAUUGACAACAAUGGAUUUAAUACAGUAUGUUUCAAUGGGUUUAAUGUUCACAAUAUGAUUCAGUGUGUUUGAAAUCAAUGACAAGAUAUGCAUUCGGACAUAUUGACCUAUCACUAUUCUGUUUUAUUUGAUUCUAUUCUGUUCUAUUCUAUCCCAGCCACGUGGGGAUGUUGAUCAUGAAAAAACAGCACCUACUGCUGGCAGCGGUGCAGAGGCACUUUGUGGCCAGACACUUCUGUCUGAGGGUCCUGAAGGAGAUGAGACUGUCCAAGCUCAAGGUGCUGUCUCAGAGUGACUUCAGCGCCCUGCUGGCUCUAGUGAAUCAGACCCAGCCCACAGUCAGCCCAACAAUGACCAAAGCCCAGCAUCAGGUCCAGUAACACUUUCACUUACAAUUGCAACAAUAAUAAACUAUACUGAACAAAAAUAUGAACUCAACAUGUAAAGUGUUGGUCCCAUGUUUCAUGAGCUGAAAUAAAAGGAUUCUAUUAUAAACUGGGUGGUUCGAGCCCUGAAUGUUGAUUGGCUGACAGCCAUGGUAUAUCAGAGUAUACCACGGGUAUGACAAAACAUUUAUUUUUACUGCUCUAAUUAUGUUGGUAAUCAGUUUAUAACAGCAAUAAGGCAUCUCGGGGGUUUGUGCUAUAUGGCAAAUAUACCACGGCUAAGGGCUGUAUCCAGGCACUCAGCGUUGCGUCGUGUGUAAGAACAGCCCUUAGCCGUGGUAUAUUGGCCAUAUACAACACCCCCUCAGGCCUUAUUGCUUAAUUCUACUCUACUCUAUUUGAGUUGAAUGGGGGCAUUUCAUGCAGACAGAACAGGUACACUUUGUCUGUUAGGGCUAAAUUCAAACUAGAGAUACUAUGGCCUUUUCUCAAUUGCAUACUCCUCGUGUCCUCUCUCAUCGUCGCCUUCUCAAAACUCAAUGGAUGAGAAAGCCAGAGGUCCCUCCCCUCUGACCUCCUCCAAUGGGUUUUGAGAAGGAGACGAGGAGAGAGGACACAAGGAGUAUGCAAUUGAGAAAAGGCCACUGUAUGCGUAACUCAAACUUUCAUGUAAUGCACGCGUCUUCAAUUGAUUGAAUUGGGGCCUAAGUUAAUACGGCUGUCACUGUCACAGAGGAAUGUGAACGACGAGAGAGCAGCUCUCAGAUGAACAAGGCCCUGCUGAAGGAGCUGGUCAACUGGGGGAGAAAGCCCAUGUCCACUGAGUUUCACCAGAGGUACUGUUUCUAUACCAACCAAUUGCUGUUAACAUAUUUUAUUCCUUCAUAUUCUCUCUUAUGUCUUGGCAUGCCAACAAACAAACACGAACUGGCUACAUUUUAAGCAUGUGCCGAUAAAUACUGUAUGUACAGAUCUGGAUUCAAAUAGUAUUUGUUAAAUACUCUUGAGUGUUUGUUUGAUUGAGCCUGCCUGGGGUGGGCAUGGUUUGCACUUUUGGGACUAUUCCAUUGGUUCCAUUGCGGCCAGGCAACCUCAAUCAAGUGCAGCUAAAGUUCACACAAAAAACCUAAUGAAAACAAAUAUUACUUUAAUCCAGGUCUGAUGCUCUGAAUAUACACUGCUCAAAAAAAUAAAGGGAACACUAAAAUAACACAUCCUAGAUCUGAAUGAAUGAAAUAAUCUUAUUAAAUACUUUUUUCUUUACAUAGUUGAAUGUGCUGACAACAAAAUCACACAAAAAUGAUCAAUGGAAAUCAAAUGUAUCAACCCAUGGAGGUCUGGAUUUGGAGUCACCCUCAAAAUUAAAGUGGAAAACCACACUACAGGCUGAUCCAACUUUGAUGUAAUGUCCUUAAAACAAGUCAAAAUGAGGCUCAGUAGUGUGUGUGGCCUCCACGUGCCUGUAUGACCUCCCUACAACGCCUGGGCAUGCUCCUGAUGAGGUGGCGGAUGGUCUCCUGAGGGAUCUCCUCCCAGACCUGGACUAAAGCAUCCGCCAACUCCUGGACAGUCUGUGGUGCAACGUGGCGUUGGUGGAUGGAGCGAGACAUGAUGUCCCAGAUGUGCUCAAUUGGAUUCAGGUCUGGGGAACGGGUGGGCCAGUCCAUAGCAUCAAUGCCUUCCUCUUGCAGGAACUGCUGACACACUUCAGCCACAUGAGGUCUAGCAUUGUCUUGCAUUAGGAGGAACCCAGGGCCAACCGCACCAGCAUAUGGUCUCACAAGGGGUCUGAGGAUCUCAUCUCGGUACCUAAUUGCAGUCAGGCUACCUCUGGCGAGCACAUGGAGGGCUGUGCGGCCCCCCAAAGAAAUGCCACCCCACACCAUGACUGACCCACCGCCAAACCGGUCAUGCUGGAGGAUGUUGCAGGCAGCAGAACAUUCUCCACGGCGUCUCCAGACUCUGUCACGUCUGUCACGUGCUCAGUGUGAACCUGCUUUCAUCUGUGAAGAGCACAGGGCGCCAGUGGCGAAUUUGCCAAUCUUGGUGUUCUCUGGCAAAUGCCAAACGUCCUGCACGGUGUUGGGCUGUAAGCACAACCCCCACCUGUGGACGUCGGGCCCUCAUACCACCCUCAUGGAGUCUGUUUCUGACCGUUUGAGCAGACACAUGCACAUUUGUGGCCUGCUGGAGGUCAUUUUGCAGGGCUCUGGCAGUGCUCCUCCUGCUCCUCCUUGCACAAAGGUGGAGGUAGCAGUCCUGCUGCUGGGUUGUUGCCCUUCUACGGCCUCCUCCACGUCUCCUGAUGUACUGACCUGUCUCCUUGUAGCGCCUCCAUGACCUGGACACUACGCUGACAGACACAGCAAACCUUCUUGCCACAGCUCGCAUUGAUGUGCCAUCCUGGAUGAGCUGCACUACCUGAGCCACUUGUGUGGGUUGUAGACUCCGUCUCAUGCUACCACUAGAGUGAAAGCACCGCCAGCAUUCAAAAGUGACCAAAACAUCAGCCAGGAAGCAUAGGAACUGAGAAGGGGUCUGUGGUCACCACCUGCAAAACCAGUCCUUUAUUGGGGGUGUCUUGCUAAUUGCCUAUCAUUUCCACCUGUUGUCUAUUCCAUUUUCACAACAGCAUGUGACAUUUAUUGUCAAUCAGUGUUGCUUCCUAAGUGGACAGUUUGAUUUCACAGAAGUGUGAUUGACUUGGAGUUACAUUGUGUUGUUUAAGUGUUCCCUUUAUUUUUUUGAGCAGUGUAUUAUACAGAGAAAGGCUCAUUAUUUUUCAUUGUACACUACAAACCAUACUUAUAUAGAGUUGAACUGCAGAAGAAGAGAAUGUUGGAACAGUACGACUUGGAGCAGGAAGUUGCGUGUGAAACUCUGAGAAGAAGGAAGUUACCCCAGCAACAUAGCAUGGAGAGAUGA
Coregonus sp. 'balchen' is the source of this 10645-nucleotide messenger RNA. The record is from the annotation of a GenBank genome assembly. Lineage: Eukaryota; Metazoa; Chordata; Actinopteri; Salmoniformes; Salmonidae.